Messenger RNA from Diorhabda sublineata, 548 nucleotides. RefSeq lists its product as uncharacterized. Lineage: Eukaryota; Metazoa; Arthropoda; Insecta; Coleoptera; Chrysomelidae. The coding region runs from base 7 to 510 and encodes 167 amino acids. The record is from RefSeq and is a predicted model, not a curated record. The transcript has 2 exons.
UCAAACAUGAAGUACAUCUACAUCUCUUUCUUGGUAUAUAUUUUGAUUGGAUACAUUACACCUUCUGUAACGGGAGAUGAUGCACUAAAUUUGAGCGCUUUGUCACAAAAAUGCGAGUGUAACGAUAACAUCGAUGAAAUACUUUGUAAAAUAGCAGAAACUGCAACUCUAAUCUUGAAUCUUAGAUCAAAGUUGACGAGAAUUGUUAUAGAAACCAAAGAUUUAACGAAAGAACUUGCACAAAAUACAGAUGAACUUAAAGAAAUCGACGAGGAAGUUUCAAAUAUGCAGCAACAACAAUCUGACGCUGACGCCACAAUAAAAGAACAUUCAAAUGUCAUCGAAGAUAUUAAUGCGGCAGUAGAAGGAAUCGUUGAUGAUCAAGAAGAAACCGGAUGUGUUUUGUCCCAGGAUACAUGUGAAUUGAAUCAACUCAGAAGGAUCUUAAUUAGUUAUGUCAAUUGUCAAUGUGUUAGAGAUAGCCAAUCUUCAACUACUGUUUCACCUUAAUUCUUUUCUCAAAUUUAUUGUAACUAAUUCGAUGCAAA